Cavia porcellus (domestic guinea pig) is the source of this 4522-nucleotide messenger RNA. RefSeq names its product antigen WC1.1-like. The coding region runs from base 285 to 4220 and encodes 1311 amino acids. Gene Ontology annotation, molecular function: serine-type endopeptidase activity. Gene Ontology annotation, cellular component: plasma membrane. Gene Ontology annotation, biological process: zymogen activation. The transcript is spliced from 19 exons. Lineage: Eukaryota; Metazoa; Chordata; Mammalia; Rodentia; Caviidae. The record is from RefSeq and is a predicted model, not a curated record.
AGAAGCAGAAAGACACCUGAUGUUAGAAAUUUUUAUCUCAGUAAAGGAGAUAUUUAAGAUUGAGCUAUUUGAAGUAUAAAAUAUUUCCUCUUGAUACAGUCUCUGAUGAUAGGGAAGACGUUAAGCAGGGUUUCUAUUGGCUCCUAGGAGGUGGCCUUGUCAGAAAAUAGAGCUAUGUACCCUCCUUCCUAAUUGUGAGAGCUGCAUUAAGCACCCGAGCGUGCUCUCUGUAUGGUCUGAAGAAGCUGGGGCUGCAAUCAGCAGGCAUAACAACCAGAGUAGCCAUGACCAUGCAUGGACUUUGCUUUCUCCAGGGACUCACUUCUCUCCUCCUCUGUGUGAAUGCUCAAGGAAUCCCACAGCUGCAUCUGGCAGAGGGGGGCCAUCGCUGUGUGGGAAGAGUGGAGAUUCUUCACCAGGGCUCAUGGGCCACCAUCUGUGAUGACAAAUGGAGCAUGAGUGAAGCCCACGUGGUGUGCAGACAGAUUGGCUGUGGAGAGGCUACCUCUGCCACACUCAAUGGUUACUUUGGGUCCAGACCAGACUCCAUCCAUCUUAAUGACCCAGGCUGCACAGGAGACGAGACCCAUUUGUGGCAGUGCCCCUCCUGGAGCUGGGAUCAGCUCAACUGUACCGGAUGGCCAGCUGCAGGAGUCAUCUGCUCAGGAUUUGUACGUCUGGGUGGAAGUUAUGGACUUUGCUCUGGAAGAGUGGAAGUGAACUCUGGAAGAGGCUGGAUUCUGGUGUCUGAUGUGAACUUCACAUUCCCCACUGCCCAGGUCAUCUGUGUAGAGCUGGGGUGUAGCGAGGCUUUGUCUGUUCUUGGAAACUUGUCCAGAAAUACCAGUGAACUGGUGUGGAAUGAAGAGUUCCAGUGUGAGGGCCAGGAGCCUGAGGUCUGGUUGUGCCCUAGAGUGCCCUGUCCUGGAAGCAGCUGCCAGCAUGGUGGAGGUGUUGAAGUUGUCUGUGCAGAGAGCCCACAACUCCGCUUGGUGGAUGGGGGUCAUCGCUGUGUGGGAAGAGUGGAGAUUCUUCACAAUGACACCUGGGGCACCAUCUGUGAUAACGACUGGGACAAGAGGGAUGCUGAUGUGGUGUGCAGGCAGUUGGUUUGUGGAGAAGCACUUGGUGUUACAAUGUCUGCAUACUUCUCAUCUGGAUCAGGACCCAUCUUCCUCAGCCAUCUGAGCUGCACAGGCGAGGAGCCUCAUGUACGGAUGUGUCCUUCCCAGGGCUGGGGCAAGGCUUACUGCCUUCAUAGUGAAGAUGCAGGUGUCAUCUGUUCAGGAUUUGUGCGUCUGGGUGGAAGUAAUGGACUCUGUUCUGGAAGAGUGGAAGUGAACUCUGGAAGAGGCUGGAUUCUGGUGUCUGAUGUGAACUUCACGUUCCCCACUGCCCAAGUCAUCUGUGCAAAUCUGGGGUGUGGUAAGGCUGUGUCUGUUCUUGGAAAUGUGUCCAGAAAUACCAGUGAACAGGUAUGGAAUGAAGUGUUCCAGUGUGAGGGACAGGAGCCCGAGCUCCGGUUGUGUCCCAGAGUGCCCUGUCCCGGAGGCAGCUGCCAGCAUGGUAGAGGUGUUGCAGUUGUCUGCACAGAAAUCCCACAACUCCGUCUGGUGAACACAGAGAGUCAUUGUGAAGGAAAUGUAGAAAUCUUUCAUCAUGGCUCUUGGGGCACCAUCUGUGAUGACAGCUGGGACCUGAGUGAUGCCCAAGUGGUGUGCAGACAGCUGAACUGUGGAGAAGCCCUCAGUGCCACGUUCUCUGCUCACUUUGGGCAAGGAUCAGGGCCCAUCUGGCUGGAUGAGGUAAACUGCACAGGAGAGGAGUCCCAUGUGUUGGAGUGCCUCUAUAAAGACUGGAGGAACAAUGACUGUGAGCAUGAAGAAGAUGCUGGAGUCAUUUGCUCAGGAUACUUGCGUCUCGCUGGAGAAGAGGGACCCUGCUCAGGGCGAGUAGAACUGAACUCUAGAGGAAAAUGGGUUCCAGUAUCUGAUGUGAACUUCACGUUCCACACUGCCCAGGUCAUCUGUGCAGAGCUGGGGUGUGGCAAGGCCGCAUCUGUCCUGGGAAAUGUGACUUUCAGUGAGUACACAGGACAGAUGUGGCAUGAAGAGUUCUUGUGUGAGGGCCAGGAAUCUCAGCUAUGGUUCUGCCCCAGAGCACCCUGUCAUGGAGGCAGGUGUCACCAUAAAGGGAUUGUUCAAAUUGUCUGCUCAGAGUUCGCUGAAGUCCGACUAGUGAAAAAUGGCACCUCUCAGUGUGAGGGUCAGGUGGAGGUGAACACUUCUGCAGGCUGGAGAGCGCUCUGUGCCUCUCAUUGGAGCAUGACCAAUGCCAAUGUUGUGUGCCACCAGCUCGGCUGUGGAGUUGCCAUUGCCACCCCAAAAGGAGAAUACUUUGUGGAAGAAGGGGAUGAAAUCAGGAAAGACCAAUUCCACUGCUCAGGAGAUGAGCCCUUCUUAAGGAGUUGCCCUGUGAUUGCCCUUGGUGUUCCUGCCUGUGCCCAUGGAAACACAGCCUCUGUGGUAUGUACAGGAAACAAGACUCAGCUUCUGCCCCAGUACAAGGACUCCCUGUCUAACUCAGGAGAUUCCACAGCCUCAGAAGUACAGGACGCCAACUGCUUAGAUAGCAGACAGCUGCGUCUGGUGAAUGGGGGCACUCGCUGUGCAGGCAGAGUGGAGAUUCUGCAUCAGGGAUCCUGGGGCACCAUCUGUGAUGACAGCUGGGACCUGAAUGAUGCCCAUGUUGUGUGCAGACAGAUGAACUGUGGAGUGGCCCUUAAUGCCACAGUCUCUGCUCACUUUGGUCAGGGAUCAGGGCCCAUCUGGCUGGAUGAGCUGAACUGCACAGGAGAGGAGACCCACGUGUGGAACUGCCCUUCCCAGGGCUGGGAGCAGCAUGACUGCAGGCACAAAGAGGACGCAGGGGUCAUAUGCUCAGAGUUCCUGGAUCUCAGGAUGGUGAGCCAGGACCAGGAGUGCUCUGGGUGGCUGGAGAUUUUCUACAAUGGAACCUGGGGCAGUGUCUGCCUCAGUCCCAUGGAAGAAGUGACUUUGUCUGUGAUCUGCAAACAGCUUGGCUGUGGGGACACUGGGAUUCUCAAUACUUCUGUUCCUGCCAGGAAAGGUUCUAGACCGCAGUGGGUGGAUGGAAUACAGUGUCGGAAAACUGAUACCUCUCUCUGGCAGUGUCCUUCUGAUGCUUGGAAUCAAAGAUCUUGCAUUCCAAGGGACUCAGCUUAUGUCACAUGCACAGGACUGAGACCUAAGAGCUGUCCAGAGUCUGCCCCCUGCACAGACACACAGAAGCUGCGGCUCAGAGGAGGAGACAGCAAGUGCUCAGGACGUGUAGAGCUGUGGUACAAAGGCUCCUGGGGCACAGUGUGUGAUGAUUCCUGGGAUCUGGCAGAGGCUGAGGUGGUGUGUCAGCAGCUGGGCUGUGGCCAUGCGCUGGCGGCUCUGGGAAAGGCUGCAUUUGGCCCUGGAAAUGGAAGCAUCUGGCUCGAUGAAAUGCAGUGCAGAGGCAGGGAGUCUUCCCUGUGGGACUGUGCCAGGGCACCCUGGGGACAGAGUGACUGCAAGCAUGAGGAGGAUGCAGGCGUGAGGUGCUCAGAUGAAAGGACAACAGUUUCUCCCAUUGAUAGAAGUACCAGCUCAAGCUCUCCACCUGUUCCAGGUUUCUUUUCUUUACCUGUGAUCAUCUGCAUCAUCCUGGGAGCCCUCCUCCUCCUGGUCCUCAUUGUCCUGGGGACUCAGAUGCGCAGAUGGAAAACAGUGAUCCGAGAUCCUCUGAAGGAGGCCUUUUAUGAGGAGAUACGGUACCUUGUAAAGCCACAGGAGGACAUGUUUGACAACACAGGAAAACUAUUUGAGGACUCAGUGACUAAGCUCCCAUAUUACACAGAGGAAAAUGAGGAAAAUGAAGAGAAUGAAGACCCGAGGUCUGCCUCAGAACAUCCAGAACAGCAUGCUGUUAUCACAGAGAAUGGAUAUGAUGAUAUUGAAGAGUUACCUUUUCCUAAAAUUCCUUCCUCCCCUGAGAUGAGUGAGAUGCACUGUUUCCCACAAGAUGGUGGUGGUGCCAGGAAUUCUCAGUCAAGCACCUUCCGUCAACCUCCAAGAGAAGGUAGUAACUCCAGCAUGGAAGAGAAGGGAUCUCCAUUGUCACUAAGACAAGAAAACUUUAGAUAUGAUGAUGUUGAGCUUAGUGUCAUGUAAUGCCAUAUUUGUAGCAACUAAGUCUACAAAGAACUUUGUAAUGCUUUUCCCAAAUAAAUGAGUAUCUGUCAUCUUCAUUACUGUCAAGUUUUGACAUGUAAACCAGUGGUAUUUUUCCUUAAUAAUGUAGGUACAUUGAACCUGAUGGCCUUGGAAAAUUCAUUUUUCAGUCAUAAACCUUUCCUUCUGUGACACCAUAUGACCAUAUCUUUAAAAUGAUUACAGUACAAACAUAAACCAAAGCAAUUCUCACAAAAAAAUAACAGAUAAUAUCACAAAUCUUUCUCUUCAACAAAGAUAAA